AUGGGUGUGCGCUGGUGGGCAGCCGGCCCACUUCUAUGGCUGACCGCAAGCGACUUCAGAUGUGCUGGUGCUUUCGACGAAUGUGAAGUUCCCUCAGUUCCCUCGUCACUCUCGCUUGUCCAAACAGCAUUGCAGCUCCAACGAAGACGGUUUAUGGACGAAGUUCCUCUCUCGGCUGAGGAAAGCAGGCGUGCGGGCGUCUGCACCGACACUGUACCGGUGCUGGGCUCCGCACGGGGUCUCCCGAUCCUCGGGUACAUCGGGUGCUGUUUGCAAAGGGACCUGGACAGUGCAAAUGUUCGCCCAGCGUUUGAUGACACACCAAAUCCCGCACGGCAGAAGUCACAGGAGAACGCUAUGAAACAGUCCAGCACGCAUCAGUUGCGAAUGAGCCACGCCCAAGCCUGCGCCGUGAACGAACAGCACGAGAAGGUGGUGUGCCGAUACUGCCCCAAGUCAGGAGACAAGCGUGGAACAGCCACUACGAGAGAUCUUCAGGAGACGCGGGAUCCCCCCAGCCACGACAACCACCGACAGGAAGCGCAAGGCCAAGAGCGAGGAGGCCGCGGCACGGCGCAGACACCGCAACUGAAAGAGCACUCACAAAGGCUGAGGGAGACGGCAGACCCUGUGGCAAGAUACUUGGAAGCCGGCGGGCGCCACGUCAUGACGGCGCCAAGUGCCUUGGGCAUGUUGAUGGACAUCGACAUUUACAUCCACUGGGGUGUCACGAAUGUCCGCCGACAGGAUCCCAAUGGGAGGAGCAAUGUCACCCAGGAGAUGAAUCUAGAACUUUACCGUGGGCUCAUUGAUAUGCAACGGGCUGGAAAGACCCGCCACAUUGCAGUUGGUCUUCACACCCGGAAAGAAAUCGAAUAUUUGAUCAACUCCACAGGUGUGAAGCCGGACAUCAUGUGGGGAUGGAUAACACCGUUUAUGCCCCAGAAGCAGAUCGACCUGGCGAUGUGGGCCAAAGGCCAGGGAAUGGCAGUGGCCGCUUGGGGGCCCUUCAACUGGAUGAGGCUUGAUGAGCCAACCCAGCUUGAAGAGCACAGGUCAAUAACCGACGAGCUCGCCAGGAAGUACAACGCCAGUGUUUACCAGAUGCUUGCCUACUUGACCAUUGAAGGUCGUCAGCAAGGGAUACCGUAG
Messenger RNA from Symbiodinium necroappetens, 1152 nucleotides. The record is from the annotation of a GenBank genome assembly. Lineage: Eukaryota; Dinophyceae; Suessiales; Symbiodiniaceae.